Messenger RNA from Phyllostomus hastatus (greater spear-nosed bat), 9131 nucleotides. It is a transcript of the gene INSR, whose product is annotated as insulin receptor. The transcript has 22 exons. Gene Ontology annotation, biological process: protein autophosphorylation; cell surface receptor protein tyrosine kinase signaling pathway; positive regulation of MAPK cascade. Bases 426 to 4559 code for a protein of 1377 amino acids. Gene Ontology annotation, cellular component: axon; membrane; insulin receptor complex. The record is from RefSeq and is a predicted model, not a curated record. Gene Ontology annotation, molecular function: insulin receptor substrate binding; ATP binding; phosphatidylinositol 3-kinase binding. NCBI's taxonomy places the organism in Eukaryota, Metazoa, Chordata, Mammalia, Chiroptera, Phyllostomidae.
CGUUGUUUACGGGUCGAGCGGCCCUUGCUCCUGCCGCCCGCUACCCGCCAGCUUAGGUCCCCGUCUGUCCUUCUGUCCGCGUGUCUGUUUGUUCAGGCGUCCGCAGAUCGUGGCCCAGAGUGUUCGGGGCCAAGAGCCAAGAGGCCCAGGGGGCAGCGCGGGUAUCCGGGCCCUGAGAUCACUGAACGGAGCCCGGGCCUCAGUGGCCUGGGGUUGGGGCCGCGCCGCUGGAUUUGUAGUGGCUGAGGCCGCGCGCCCCUCUGGGGGGACUAAAUCAAGGGCCCUCACCCGGCGGGAUCCGCGGGCCGUGGGCUGCCGGUGUGGAAGAGAACUCACGGCGCCUCCCGGGCAGCCACCUCGGAGCAUGACCCCAGCGGUCAGACGCCGCCUGCUCUGAUCCGCCGGGACUCAGCGCUCCUGCAGCCAUGGGCGCUGGGGGCAGACGGGGGACGGCGGCCACGCCGUUGCUUGUGGCGGUGGCUGCGCUGCUGGUGGGCGCCGCGGGCCACCUGUAUCCCGGAGAGGUAUGUCCCGGCAUGGACAUCCGGAACAACCUCACGCGGCUGCAUGAGCUGGCUAACUGCUCGGUCAUCGAAGGACAUUUGCAGAUACUGUUGAUGUUCAAGACAAGGCCCGAGGAUUUCCGAGACCUCAGUUUCCCCAAACUCAUCAUGAUCACUGAUUACUUGCUGCUGUUCCGGGUCUACGGGCUGGAGAGCCUGAAGGACCUGUUCCCCAAUCUCACGGUCAUCCGGGGUUCCCGUCUGUUCUUCAACUACGCGCUGGUCAUCUUUGAGAUGGUUCACCUGAAGGAGCUUGGCCUCUACAGCCUGAUGAACAUCACCCGGGGGGCCGUCCGCAUCGAGAAGAACAAUGAGCUCUGCUACCUGGCCACCAUCGACUGGUCGCGAAUCCUGGAUUCAGUGGAGGAUAAUUACAUUGUGCUGAACAAAGACGACAACGAGGAAUGUGGGGACAUCUGUCCAGGCACUGCGAAGGGCAAGACCAACUGCCCUGCCACGGUCAUUAACGGGCAGUUUGUCGAGCGGUGUUGGACUCACAGCCACUGCCAGAAAGUCUGCCCGACCGUCUGUAAGUCACACGGCUGCACUGCCGAGGGCCUCUGCUGCCAUAGCGAGUGCCUGGGCAACUGCUCCGAGCCCGACGACCCCACCAAGUGUGUGGCCUGCCGCAACUUCUACCUGGAUGGCAGGUGUGUGGAGACCUGUCCGCCUCCAUACUAUCACUUCCAAGACUGGCGCUGUGUGAACUUCAGCUUCUGCCAGGACCUGCACAACACAUGCAAGAACUCGAGGAGGCCAGGCUGCCACCAGUAUGUCAUUCAUAAUAACAAGUGCAUCCCUGAGUGUCCCUCUGGCUACACGAUGAAUUCCAGCAACUUGAUGUGCAGUCCGUGUCUGGGCCCCUGUCCUAAGGUCUGUCACCUCCUAGAAGGCGAGAAGACCAUUGACUCAGUGACGUCUGCCCAGGAGCUCCGAGGCUGCACUGUCAUCAAUGGGAGCCUCAUCAUCAACAUUCGAGGGGGCAACAACCUGGCAGCUGAACUAGAGUCCAACCUUGGCCUCAUUGAAGAAAUUUCAGGGUAUCUGAAAAUCCGCCGCUCCUAUGCUCUUGUGUCACUUUCCUUCUUUCGGAAGUUACGUCUGAUUCGGGGGGAUACCUUGGAAAUCGGGAACUACUCUUUCUAUGCCUUAGACAACCAGAACCUAAGGCAGCUAUGGGACUGGAGCAAGCACAACCUUACCAUCACUCAGGGGAAACUGUUCUUCCACUAUAAUCCCAAACUCUGCUUGUCAGAAAUUCAUAAAAUGGAAGAAGUUUCGGGAACAAAGGGGCGCCAGGAGAGGAAUGACAUCGCCUUGAAGACCAAUGGGGACCAGGCAUCCUGUGAAAAUGAAUUGCUUAAAUUUUCUUACAUUCGGACAACUUUUGACAAGAUCUUGCUCAAGUGGGAGCCAUACUGGCCCCCUGACUUCCGAGACCUUCUGGGGUUCAUGCUCUUCUACAAAGAGGCCCCUUACCAGAAUGUGACGGAGUUCGAUGGGCAGGAUGCAUGUGGAUCCAACAGCUGGACAGUCGUGGACAUCGACCCGCCUGUGAGGUCCAAUGACCCCAAGUCCCAGAGCCACCCCGGGUGGCUCAUGCGGGGCCUCAAGCCCUGGACCCAGUAUGCCAUCUUCGUGAAGACCUUGGUCACCUUUUCUGAUGAGCGUCGCACAUAUGGGGCCAAGAGCGACAUCAUCUAUGUCCAGACGGAUGCCACCAAUCCUUCCGUGCCCCUGGAUCCCAUCUCGGUUUCUAACUCCUCAUCCCAGAUCAUCCUCAAGUGGAAGCCUCCCUCUGACCCCAACGGCAACAUCACACACUACCUGGUUUUCUGGGAGAGGCAGGCAGAGGACAGUGAGCUGUAUGAGUUGGAUUACUGCCUGAAAGGGCUGAAGCUGCCCUCGCGGACCUGGUCCCCACCGUUUGAGUCAGAGGGCUCCCAGAAGCACAACCAGAGCGAGGACGAGGAGUCUGCUGGGGAGUGCUGCUCCUGCCCGAAGACCGAUGCUCAGAUUCUGAAGGAGCUGGAGGAGUCCUCGUUCCGGAAGACAUUUGAGGAUUACCUGCACAAUGUGGUUUUUGUCCCCAGAAAAUCCUCUUCAGGGUCUGAUGCCGAGGACAGUAGGCCAUCGAGGAAACGCAGGGCCCUUGGUGAUGAGGGCAAUGUGACGACGGCCGUGCCCACAGCUCCCGGUUUCCCCAAUACCUCCUCUACCAGUGCACCCACAAACUUGGAGGAGCACCGGCCCUUUGAGAAGGUGGUUAACAAAGAGUCACUGGUCAUCUCUGGCCUGCGCCACUUCACUGGCUAUCGCAUCGAGCUGCAGGCUUGCAACCAAGAUGCCCCCGAGGAAAGAUGCAGUGUGGCAGCCUACGUCAGUGCCAGGACUAUGCCCGAAGCCAAGGCAGAUGACAUUGUUGGCCCCGUGACCCAUGAAAUCGAGAGCAAUGGCGUUCAUCUGAUGUGGCAGGAGCCCAAGCAGCCCAACGGUCUGAUCGUGCUAUAUGAAGUAAGUUACAGGAGAUACGGCGAUGAGGAGCUGCACCAGUGUGUCUCCCGCAGGAAUUUUGCUCUGGAGCGGGGCUGCAGGCUGCGUGGGCUGCUGCCGGGGAAUUACAGUGUGCGAGUACGGGCCACCUCCCUGGCGGGCAAUGGCUCCUGGACGGAAACCACCUAUUUUUACGUGACAGACUAUGUAGUCCCCUCACCAGAUAUUGCAAAAAUUAUCAUUGGCCCCCUCAUCUUUGUCUUCCUCUUCAGUGUUGUGAUUGGGAGUAUUUACCUGUUCCUGAGAAAGAGGCAGCCAGAUGGGCCGCUGGGACCGCUAUAUGCUUCUUCAAACCCUGAGUACCUCAGUGCCAGUGAUGUGUUCCCAUGUUCUGUUUAUGUGCCGGACGAAUGGGAGGUGCCUCGGGAGAAGAUUACCCUGUUACGGGAGCUGGGGCAGGGCUCCUUCGGCAUGGUGUACGAGGGCAACGCCAGGGACAUCAUCAAGGGCGAGGCAGAGACCCGAGUGGCGGUGAAGACAGUCAACGAGUCAGCCAGCCUGCGGGAGCGGAUCGAGUUUCUCAACGAGGCCUCAGUAAUGAAAGGCUUCACCUGCCAUCAUGUGGUCCGUCUCCUGGGGGUGGUGUCCAAGGGCCAGCCGACGCUGGUGGUGAUGGAGUUGAUGGCUCAUGGAGACCUGAAGAGCUACCUCCGUUCCCUGCGGCCUGAGGCUGAGAAUAAUCCCGGCCGCCCUCCCCCCACCCUGCAUGAGAUGAUUCAGAUGGCAGCUGAGAUUGCAGACGGGAUGGCCUACCUGAAUGCGAAGAAGUUUGUGCACCGGGACCUUGCAGCUCGAAACUGCAUGGUCGCCCAUGAUUUCACUGUCAAAAUUGGAGACUUUGGGAUGACCAGAGACAUCUAUGAAACGGACUAUUACCGGAAAGGCGGCAAAGGCCUACUCCCCGUGCGGUGGAUGUCGCCAGAGUCCCUGAAAGACGGGGUCUUCACCACCUCCUCUGACAUGUGGUCCUUUGGUGUGGUCCUCUGGGAAAUCACCAGCUUGGCAGAACAGCCAUACCAAGGCCUCUCCAAUGAGCAGGUGUUGAAAUUUGUCAUGGAUGGAGGACAUCUGGAUCAGCCUGACAAUUGUCCAGAUAGACUCAGCGAACUGAUGCGCAUGUGUUGGCAGUUCAACCCCAAGAUGAGGCCGACCUUCCUAGAGAUCGUUGACCUGCUUAAGGAUGACCUGCACCCCACCUUUCCAGAAGUUUCCUUCUUUCACAGCGAGGAGAACAAGGCACCUGAGAGCGAGGAAUUGGAGAUGGAGUGUGAGGACAUGGAGAGCGUGCCCCUGGACCGGCCCUCACACUUCCCGAGGGAGGAGGUGGUGGGGUCCCCCCUGGGCCUCAAGCGAAGUUACGAGGAGCACGUCCCCUACACCCACAUGAACGGGGCCAAGAGAAAUGGGCGGGCCCUGACUCUGCCGAGGUCCAGCCCUUCCUAACAGCUUCUGCUUGCGGGAGGGGCUCCCCACUUCACUCUCCUCUGGUUGGAAGGUCUUCAGAAACUCAGGAUUUUCCCAGGACUCUGCCGGUGUCAGUGGAGCGGAGAGAUCAUUGCUCUCUGCGUGUGUUCAUCGCACGACCUCAAACCACCACUGUCCGAUUGCUGGUCUGACCCAUGGCUGGAGAGUCUGGCUGAACGUAGAGGGCGAGGCUACCACGGCUGCUGCCCUUGGCAGCAGCUGCUGGGUCAGGCCAGGAUGUUACUUCUUUCUCCAGUUGAUUGAAAGAAAGCACCUGUUUUUGAAAAAGGACUUUUUGUGGGGAUGGGGGCUGGUGUCUGAGCUACAGUGUAAAACAUAAAAGUUGUUCAUGGAACGAAAGUUUGAAAGAAAGAAAAACAUGCUGUUCCAGUAGAGUUUCAGGCUUUAUGGAGUGAACUUUUGGGAGGUUUUUCUCAUCCAGGCUGAAGAAUUUUUUUUUUCCUUCACAAAAGUAGUUUCUCAAAUUGACCAAUAGCUGCUGCUUUUAUACUUUCCAUAACCUGCAGUCCCGGUGUGUGUGCAUGUGCGUUCAGGGCAGGCAGGGUUGCUGUGUGUGUGUGCGUGCAAAGCACUCGUGCUGAGGUGCAGCUCUGGGGAUCGGCUCGUGAAGAUUCUCCUUUUCCAAGUGUGUGAGCAUCCUGGUUCCCCUCCUUCCUUCUCAUUCACCAGAGACUACGCCCUCAAUAGAGUCUCAUGUGCCCUAGUCUAGCCUCAGGAGUCUUCUGUCCCUUAACUUUGGUGAAAACUAGUUUUCCAGGGGCUGAGGGAGUGGUUUGGAGUGAUAAUGGAUCUUUUAAAGACCAAACAGAACCAGGACAUAAGAAAAAGGGGGGAAAACUGAGAUGAUAAAGAGUUUUGAGAAUACAUUUGUAACACAUUUUAGUUUUAAAAAAUCUCCAAUCCGCCCCAUAAGUUAUUGACUGUUUCCUGGGUUGGGGGCAGGGUUGGUGGGUUGGUUUCCCUGUGUGGGAAUAGGGUGCUAGGCAGGAAGGGCCUCUUUGCUUGGUCUUCAAGGCAUCUGUCUUUCUGGAAAUAAAGCCACAGUUGCUGCUAACCCUUUUGGAUGUGAUGAGGCCGUGCUGAGGGCAUGGACAGUUGGGUUUGAUGGAUGGUUAGGUUUCUGCUUGGGGAAGCUGGCAGCCACCUGGAACUGAGCCCUAUCUUCAAAUACACUUGUGGCUCUUGGAUCUCCUGCUUCCCUCUGUGUACCUCAAGCUCUUCCUCAACUGGGGGUACAUAUCCUCUAGUUAUUCUGCAGACACGACAGAAUCAUAUCCCCAUGUGUGACGGCACAGAUGGACUUAGAGGACACUGAGCAAUAAGAAGUGCGGGCCUCUCUGUCCAUCCCCUGCAACCUCAGGGCAUCCAGCUGUCCUCAGAACUAGCCUCCCAGAAGCUGCUCUGUGCUGUGACCUCAGCUGGGCCAGGUGUGGGGCCUGAGCAGAACUCUCAGGUGCUUACAGUGUUGCAGCCCCAACGAAGUCGAGCCCAGGGGAGAAAACGCCGAGGACCUUCACACUCCCCCAGACUUCUGAACUAGCGUGAAUCCACAGUUUCUUUAUUUGGUGAAAAGAACCACAGCUGCUCAAGUAAAGAACACAGUGAACUUGUUACUUUGGUUCGUGAGAAUCAUCACCCUGAUCACCCCUGAGUGCAUUUCCUCACAGGUUUUUGACGGCUUCCUUCUCUUCUCUUGAGUUGUGGACUCAAGAACAGAUAGAGACUCAGUGCAACCUCCAAACUUUUCAAUUCCUGAUUAACAACACAGGUAGACACAAACACCAAUUGUCUAUUGCUCUCCUAUUUAUAAGAUUUGAGAAAUUAGAGCAUGUAAAAUAUUUCUGGGGAGCCUCCUCGAUUGGGUACAAGGAGCAAGAGUACAGAAAUUAUUUUUACCAAGCUCACUCUGUACAUAGGAGAAGGUCUUUAUGCAAAUUUAAAAAAUACCACAUAGGUCUAGAUAUUUGGUUCUUUUCAUAGUAAAUUUGUAGUGGCUCUAGACUACAGUUGCCAGCAAUUUUCACAUUUUUCUAACUCAGAAAGUUUUUCUUACAUCAGGGGAAAAUAAUUUAUUUUAAUAUAAAAUCACUAAAAAUCAUUUUUCUAAAAAAUGGAGUGCACAUAAGUUUUUAUCAAAGAAAAAUAAACAGGUGAAUGUGGGAUGGUGAUUCUUCUCCAGCAUAGUCUACCUCAGUACUGUUAGGAUGAGGUUCAGUAACGGAUGUCUUCAAGACUUCAGAACUCUGCCAGGAUCUGAUCCGAAUCAGGAAAACUCCGCAUCCACUGAUUCUGGAUGCCAGGGACCAGUCAGAAUUUCAAGGGGGGCAUUUGGGAUGAAGUGUGGCUUUCUGUGAGUAGUAGACCCUUUUUCUAGCAGGUGAUCGUCUUCUCUGAUUUUAAUCUUUGUGAAAUUUUUUUAUUUUAUUUUUUACUUCUCUUCAUUGAUACCAUGCUUCCCAAAUAGGAACUGAGUUUUAGGUCAAUGUUAUGCAUAUGAUUUGUGGGGUGCCCAGGCCUGAGCUGCUCCUCUUUGGAGGGAGUGGUCGCUCAGUCUCCCUCCAAGGAAAAGCAGGCUUUGGUUCAGAGCUGGCCUCCCCCUGUCCCAUUGCAUCCCCUUGAAGUGAGCACCACAGGUGCCCUGGUCACUCUGUGACUUGUCCCCACUACUUUCGGACUGAGACGCUGUGUUAGGGUGAAUCAAAUCACUCUCAUGGGCACCUCACAUGCAAACACCCAGUGCACUGUCUCCUGGGAGGCAUGUCAAGAAAUCCCAACUCCAAACCCACCAGCAUACUGAACGCAUUUUUUAGCAGCAGAACCUUGCACCUCUAUGUUGUGGUUUGGUGAUCUCAAGCCAAUACGGUUGGUUUUACCUUGUGGGGUUAUGAGAGCCCAUGCGUGAGUCUGGACAGGGCCAGCAGGACUGCUGUCCUGUUCACCAAACCCUGCCGCACUUGUCAUACUUUUAGGCACUACCCUGCAGACUCACACGUUUCUGCUUGCCCUGGAGAGGUGUGGUACAGAGGCAGGUCCCCUGUGCAGACAGGACUUCACAGACUUUAUUUAGUUGUCUCUGCUGUUGCAGUGAGAUGAGUGAGUAGCCGUCGGAUCACACACCUCCUUGUGCACCAAGUGAUGGUGACUAUAAUGACAGAACUUCGGUCCUAGGAAGUCGUGGUUGUCCUGGGGGGUUGUAGUGAUGGCUAAAAAGCAACAAAGCCAGCCUAGGUUGACAGUUUUUGUUGUUUGUUUUUAAAGAUGUCACUCUAUUAUGAAACCCUUUUCAGUCAUGUGGUGAAAUCCAUGUAGUUUCUUCUUAUGGGAAGAAUACCAAACAAACCGCUUUCUCCCUGGACCAGUGACGUCAAAUGCACAUCUGGGGACGCUAGUGUUCCAGGAGCUGUCCCAGAUGCAGGGAAAACACUGCAGGCUCUCGAAGAGAUGUUGAGCACAACUGAGAGAGCACAUGGGAACUGAGGCAAGGCUCUGUGCAUGCAGCCCACAGCUGCAGAGACUGCUGCCAGCACACGGAGUGCUCAGGCGUGGAUGGGCUGCCGUGAACUGUGCUGGUUGGGUUGGGAGGUGUCCAUCUACAGUCGUCAGAAUGCCAGUCAGUGAGUGGGCAGGGACAUCGUUUCAGGGCACAGUUCCUGCAGCCGCCUGGGUAAGUGGAUGUGCUGUAGUCCCAUCGUCAAUCAUUUUUCUACUUUGGUGGAAGGUGGUGUUAAAACACUUGUGGAUGCCACUUGGCGAGUCCUCGACACCUCAGGCUAUUCAGAAAUUAUGGUUUUUGUUGGGGGUGAGGAAUGGGGAAAUGAUGAUUGUACAUAAAUGGUGCAUGUAGAAUGGUGUCCUUUCAGAAAACCUUCCAGAAUGUUCUUCAGAAUAUUGAUUUACACCAGAGGUGAGGUUGGGAAUGGAAAGAACUGAUUGGCAUGUGUUCUUUUCAAACAUGCAAAAUAAGUUUCAGGGGCUUCGACUGAAGGCAAAUGUUUCCUUAGGGUCCCCCCAGAAACAGAGGGGACAAUGACUUUUUCCACUUGCUGUCACCUGAUACCCGUCAAGGUCCAGAACCAACCUCCGGCCAGAUUUUUAUUUGGGCGUGGGCCCUAAACAUGCUUGUUAGGAACCAGAUCAUAAAUCUGAGGCUCUUGGUUCCGUGUGAGAAGGAAGGAGUAGUCCCCCAAGCAAGUGUGUGUCCACACGCACACUGAGGAUCGGCCAGGUCCUCCGACCGUGUGUGUCUGGGUGGGGGUGGCCUUGGCCCCGUGUGUCAGCAGCAGACACCUGUGCACCCUCAGCCUUUCAGGAUCGAAUGUGCCUUGGCUUCUGUGGAGAACAACUUGGAAAGACAAAACACACCAGUAGCUCAGUUAUAAUUUUCGAUGUUUUCCUACAAAAGCCAAGUAAUGCCAUAUACAGAACAUGCCUUUUUUUGGGUGAGGGUGGGGGGUUUGAAAUUGUGUUGCAUGUAAAACAUGGGGUAAUUACCUGUUUAUAUGAAAAUUCUGAAUAAAUUAUCUGAGAAGA